This is a messenger RNA of Austrofundulus limnaeus, 2138 nucleotides long. RefSeq names its product protein kinase C alpha type. NCBI's taxonomy places the organism in Eukaryota, Metazoa, Chordata, Actinopteri, Cyprinodontiformes, Rivulidae. Gene Ontology annotation, biological process: protein phosphorylation. Gene Ontology annotation, molecular function: ATP binding; protein serine/threonine kinase activity. The record is from RefSeq and is a predicted model, not a curated record.
UUGAUGACCAAACACCCUUCCAAGCGUCUGGGCUGUGGCCCUGAAGGAGAGAGGGACAUCAGAGAACAUGCCUUCUUCAGACGGAUCGACUGGGAACGCCUUCGAAACCGAGAGAUUCAGCCACCCUUCAAACCCAAAGAGAGCGGCAGAGCAGCAGAGAACUUUGACAAGUUCUUCACCCGCACCCAGCCUCAGCUCACGCCACCCGAUGAGCUGGUUAUAGCCAACAUCGACCAGGCUGAGUUUGCAGGGUUCUCCUUCAUCAACCCGCAGUUUGUACACCCGCAGGCCAACAACUAUGUAUGAGGAGGAUGGUCAAACGCCCAAAGAUGCUCCCUGUUUACCACCACCCACUUCAACGGACCGUCAACGUCUGACUAGAGCUUCAAAUCCCUCAAAAUAUCCUAAUGUGUUCAUGUAAGUCCUAAGCAGGAGACAAGGGCAUGCGUAUUUGCUUUGUACAAUAUUUUCGCCAAUAUAAAUUGAUAGAUUAAUUUGGUUCAUAGUCAAGACAAAAUGUCCCCUAAUAGUGAUGAUCAGGCACUCUAGGAUGUGUCUCUGCAGGCAUUAGCACAGAACAAUGCCAGGCUUUAUUAAUAAUCUAUGCCAAUAUAUGAAAUAAAGGAUAAAAUAGUCUGUUUACAAACCUCUGUGGAUAAACGUGCUUUCAGUAGAUCUAACUGGCGAGAAACAGUUUCUGUCAGUAACCCAAACACGUCUGAAGCAGUGUGUAGACACUAUAGCCAAAUGCAUGAAGGACAGGUGGUGCAGGCAUUGAAACAGCACUUUUUAUUGAUUCAACAUUUCCUGUAUCUUGUUUACAGCUUUCUUCUUGUUCCAUUUCAUUGUGACGGUGUACCAGUAAAUUCUUUUGAGUAUAAAAUUUGUUUUAACCAGUCUCAGCUCCUCUGUGUGUAGCAAAUUGACAAAAGCAACAAAUAGGUGAACAUGUACAUCCUGUGAAAACAAAAAAAGGAGAAAUAUUUAUUAUGACUGGCAUUAAUUCCAGGUUUUAAAACUUAGCUUAGCUUUAAGUGCUAAAUAGGAUCAUUUCGUGCUCUUAUUGAGCCGUUACAGUGCCCAUCCAGUGACACUGGAUAAAAGAUUUUUUAGCUUGCGGCCACGCGAUAAUAAUGCAUGGUCAUGAGAUAAUAAUGUGUAGCCAUGAGAUCAUUAUAAGCAGCGUGUCUCUUUGUGAGAGAGAGGCUACGGAUUUUGAAAAUGUCCAAGUGUUCAACUGUACAAAGGUAGCCUACACCACACUUAUUAAUAAUAUUAUUGUUUGGCAUAUGUUAAUAUAAAUGGUUCAUUUUUCACAGUAGGCUAUUUAUGAGAUGACAAUGAAUGCCCAGAUGUGUGUCAGGAAACAGAUAUUUUACUGUGUUCCUGAACGCAACAAAACUCUGACUCCUUCCACAGCAAAAGCUCGGUGUGAGAGAGGAAACUGUUUUGAGCUUCAAAAAGAAAAAAGAAAAAAAGAAAAUAAAGCUUUUUGGACAAAGAUAACUCCAUUCGUCACCUGUGUCUUAUAGCUGCAACACAUAAUGUCAAGAAUUACUUCAUGUCUAGCAUAGCUGACUGAAGUAUCAUUCAUUUGUAGUAGUCAUUCAUUCCAAUAUUAAAAUAAAGUGAAAUUAAUUUCAAACUUGUCCAUCAGCAGUCUCUGUAUGGAAAUGACUCCAAUAAUUAUCACAUGGCCACACUUUAUUUAUCGCAUGGUCACAGGAUAAAUUAGUUUUUAUCCAGUUUCACCGGACAGUUUCCACACAAAACUGUACAAUUCAGUAACCUUUGUGGACUUGCGUUCAGUUUUGUGUUCGAUCAGCAUCAGAGCAUGCUCCUAUUUGCGAUCAAAUUAAUUAACCUAAAGAGUUUACAGCUUUCUGUGUUUAAACACUAGUUAGUUUUAAUCGUUUCUGGCUACACUGAUAAGUACAGAGCCUCUCGCUCUCCGUAAAUGUUUUAAAGGGAUCUGUGAGGACUUGUUGUCUCAUUUGAAGCUGUUUUGUAUUAAUCACGCAAUGUUUUAUUGCACACAGUAUCCGCUUAAGGUUUGGUUAAAAAAAAAACAACCACAUUUGUCAGUUGUGUUUUACUCAGAGUUGCUUUUCUGUCUCAAAAAAAAAACGUGUUAAAGU